Molecule: messenger RNA, 1299 nt
Organism: Zea mays
Lineage: Eukaryota; Viridiplantae; Streptophyta; Magnoliopsida; Poales; Poaceae
Exons: 10
Coding region: 158-1012 (284 amino acids)
Cellular component (GO): cytoplasm
Molecular function (GO): phosphatase activity
Source: RefSeq, a predicted model, not a curated record
UGUCCUUCCGUUCCCGCGGUUCCCUUUCUCGCCCUUUUCCCGCCCGGGGACCUCAUCCUUCCCUCAGCAAUGGGAUCCACGUCUUCUCACCCUCCUCCACAGAUUUACCAGUGAUGAUACGAUUCGUCGUCGUCUCAUCGGCCCCUUGGGAUCUAGAAUGGAACUUGGCGCCACCACUGCCCUGUACCCUCUGCACCGCUGCAAAACCAUUUACCUGGUCAGGCAUGCCCAGGGCAUUCACAACGUCGCAGGCGAGAAGGACUUCGGCGCCUACAUGUCACAUGAACUGUUCGAUGCUCAGCUCACCCCUUUGGGUUGGAACCAAGUCGAUGGUCUGCGGGAGCAUGUGAAGAAAAGUGGGCUUGCAGAGAAGAUUGAAUUGGUUAUUACUUCCCCUUUACUGAGGACUAUGCAAACUGCAGUUGGGGUCUUUGGUGGUGAAAAGUAUACUGAUGGUGUAAAUGCACCUCCACUAAUGGUUGAAAAUGCUGGACACAGUGGACGUCCAGCUGUUUCAAGUUUGAACUGCCCCCCAUUUAUUGCAGUUGAAACCUGCAGAGAGCACUUGGGUGUCCAUCCAUGUGACAAGAGGAGGAGCAUAACAGAAUACCGGCCUCUCUUCCCUGCCAUUGAUUUUUCAUUGAUAGAGAAUGAUGGAGAUGUUCUUUGGGAACCAGAUGUGAGAGAAACAAAUGAGGCUGUCGCAUUGAGGGGUAUGAAGUUUAUGGACUGGUUGUGGACAAGAGAAGAGAAAGAGAUAGCUAUUGUCAGUCACAGUGGUUUCUUGUUUCACACCUUAAGCAUGUACAGCAAGGAGUGCCAUCCAACCAUAAGAGACGAAGUUAGCAAGCACUUUGCAAACUGCGAGCUACGGUCGAUGGUGUUGGUUGACAGAAGCAUGCUUGGGUCAUAUUCGUCAAGAUUCAACUAUGCUGGCAAGAAUCCAACCGGGCUAGAUGUGCCUAGUGAUAUUGCAGAUAAGAAGCAGGUUGAUGAAGCUCAGAAGAACUGAGGCAACCUUGAAAGCAUACCGUAGAUGACUUGGAUUAUCAAAAAGCCACUCUGACCUUUGCGAAGCUUGCUUGCUUGCUUUGAAGAGGGCAUCUACUACAGAUAGAGUUUACACAUACCAUUGCGUUAGUCGAGAUGAACUACGCAGCAAUGUAUAAGCAUGUCUGCUCUUUUGUCUCAGCCUACAUUUGAGAUUCAGGGCAUUGGACUAAGAUCGCCUAUUUAUGAUAAUAAUAAUAAUAAUAACCGGAUCACCCCACAUUCACCAGGUGAUGCACGUCAAAAUUC